UUUUAACAAAGGUAAAGAGCAACACAUUUGUGAUAAAUUUAAAAGAGAGGGUGUAAAAAAACAUCAAAACAGAACAAUGAAUGGCACAGAGGCGACUGACGUCAACCGCUCUACCCCCAUCUACGCUAUCGGCACGAGCUUCAUCACGCAAUGGAAAUUACAAAAAUUCAAAGAGCGGACUUGCGUCUCGUCCUCAUCGUAUCCAGAAUGUCAGGGAUAUUUGAUCUCAAACAGCACCAAUGACACUGAUGUAUAUUAUUACAAUACCACUAUUGACGCUGGUCUCAGCGGAGAUGGCACUUUGGAGCCUGUGCUGCCGCCAUUCCCUCUUUGGAUGGCAGUAAUCUUCGCCACAUGUUUGGUGCUAGUUAUUCUUCUGACCGUUAGUGGAAAUGUGCUCGUUCUAUUGGCUUUCCUCGUGGAUCGAACGAUACGACAACCAAGCAACUACUUCAUCGCAUCCCUUGCAGCAACUGACUUACUAAUAGGUACUUUAUCGCUUCCAUUCUACACUGAUUAUGUAUUAAAAGGAUAUUGGCAUCUAGGCCCAUUACUCUGUGAUUUAUGGCUAUCUGUCGAUUACACAGUAUGUCUUGUAUCUCAAUAUACUGUUUUACUAAUAACAGUCGAUAGAUUUUGUAGUGUUAAGAUAGCAGCUCGAUACAGAGCAUGGAGAACGAAGAAUCGCGUCAUAUGGAUGGUUACUGUGACUUGGAUAAUACCAGCUUUACUGUUCUUCACAACCAUUUUUGGUUGGGAACACUUUGUUGGCUAUAGAGAUUUACAGGAAGGUGAAUGCGCCGUUCAAUUUUUAAAAGAUCCUAUAUUUAACACAGCUUUAAUAAUAGGUUAUUAUUGGACUACACUUUUUGUCCUCAUUGUAUUAUAUGCAGGUAUUUUUAAAACUGCGUACGAUAUGCAAAAGAAAAGCGAAGCGAAACAAAGGAAGAUGCAGUCGAUGGUCGCUUUAAGCGCUGGAGUAAUGUCUGGUAUGGCCGGGAGGGCUGCCGGCAUGGCGGGCUUGCCUAAACCUACAAUUUCAAGCGAAGAUCAGGUGAAAGUAUCUGAGUCUGAACAAAAAGAUGCAACAACAAAGGGAUCUUUAGCUGCCCCAUUGCUCAAUUUAGGUGGAUCUUCAGAUUCUAAUUCUAGUCAAAAAUCAUCAGCUCACAAAAGUAGCGCUACUGCUACUGGUACCUCAACUACUGCUGAGUCUGAGGGAGAUAAGAAAGAAGAUCAAGUGGAAGCAGAAAGAUCAAGUAGCCCAGCUUUUGAUUCCGACGAUGAAAGUACAACACAGUGUAAUGUAAAAAAGCGACCAUCAGUAGCAAAUUUGGUGAUGCAAACCGGUGCAAUGCACUUGCUUAAUAAUAUGCGUUUAAAUGGUGGCAUGCUAUUAAACACUGACGUAAAGCAGUCCCCAGUUCUUAAACAUGAUAUUGAUAAACCUAAAACAUCCUUGUCACAAAUCUCAGAAAAAAGCCUCCUUGAUACUGAAAACGUAGAUACAUUUAAAAGUAAUAGACAUAUAUCAGCACCAGUAACCACAUCCUCUGCUAGUGUUAUAUCGCCAGAUUCUUCAGGACUUGCGACGCCAUCUGAAAGAGAGGUAUCAACAACAAUUGCUCAAAGAAUCAUUCCCCCUCCAUCAGACUUCAGAUGCAGCCCAACAGUAUCUGAAAGCCCACCAUCUCAUUCCGAAUCAUCUAGAACUAGAAUUAUUAAAUUAAUAAGAGGCGACGGGAGUAGUUACGAUGUGCUUGUAGGUAUGGAUGGUGCAGAUUUGAGAUACAUGGAUGAAAGUUCAGUAAACGUACCUUCACCUACCAACGAAAGUCCUCCUUCGUCAAUCACCUUCCCCACAGCCACCGAACCAUCAUCUCCACCGAAUCUUUCGGGUAAUGUAACAAACACUUCGUUAUUGCAGGCUGCUCUUAUACGAGCAACAGCUGAAGCUCAAGUAACACAACCCAAAACUAAUGUUUGUCCUUCACCACCUAUAAAAGUUAAUACUGAGGUAAGUUUAACUACAGGAGAACGACCCAAGCCCGUAAUAACCCUCGUAUCUUCAUCUUCCAACAAUAAUGAAAACAUACCCCCCAAAGAAGUCGAAAAUAAAACAGCCCCUACACGAUUAACCCCUGGUGUAAGUAUGGCGAUCGAAAGUAGUGAACUUUCAAGUCCAGCAGUAAGUGGUACCGGUCGUUCUGAUUCCAAGAAGGAAUUCGUUAAAAAUAUAGGCAAAAAAUUAAAAUCUAAACGUUCAAAACGCGACGGUUUAUUUCCAAGCAUCGGAAGACAGAAAUCUAAAUCGGAAAACAGGGCUAGAAAAGCUUUUAGAACCAUAUCGUUUAUUUUAGGAGCUUUCGUCGUCUGCUGGACACCAUAUCACAUACUAGCUCUAGUGGAAGGGUUCUGUACAGACCCACCUUGUAUUAACAAGCAUAUUUAUAUGUUCUCCUACUUUUUGUGUUACGCUAAUAGUCCAAUUAAUCCUUUUUGCUACGCGUUAGCGAAUCAACAAUUCAAGAAGACUUUCACUAGGCUCUUACGUGGUGAUUUUCACAUCACCUAGUCCAUGUAUGUUGGUCACAAAAAUGCGUAAAUGUACGCUGUCAUACAGUGUUCAUAUAAAAUUAU
Messenger RNA from Papilio machaon (common yellow swallowtail), 2640 nucleotides. It is a transcript of the gene mAChR-B, whose product is annotated as muscarinic acetylcholine receptor gar-2. NCBI's taxonomy places the organism in Eukaryota, Metazoa, Arthropoda, Insecta, Lepidoptera, Papilionidae. Gene Ontology annotation, molecular function: G protein-coupled receptor activity. The record is from RefSeq and is a predicted model, not a curated record. Gene Ontology annotation, biological process: adenylate cyclase-activating adrenergic receptor signaling pathway. Bases 77 to 2575 code for a protein of 832 amino acids. Gene Ontology annotation, cellular component: membrane. The transcript is spliced from 4 exons.